Plasmodium vivax (malaria parasite P. vivax) is the source of this 1092-nucleotide messenger RNA. RefSeq lists its product as hypothetical. The record is from RefSeq and is a predicted model, not a curated record. The coding region runs from base 1 to 1092 and encodes 363 amino acids. The transcript has a single exon. Lineage: Eukaryota; Apicomplexa; Aconoidasida; Haemosporida; Plasmodiidae.
AUGAAUAUGCUGUUGUCUAAAAAUAAAAAGUCCAAUGGAGAAGUGGACAAGAUAAUGAAUGAGCAUAUAGUAUUUACAGAAACACAUGAAAGUAUAAUUCCUUUAGAAAACAAGAGAGUUGCAAUUCCCUUUUGUUAUAGUAACUACAUAAUCAACAACUCCUUUUCAAAGAUUCUACGCCCUAUAGACGCUAGACAUAGUGAUGUAUUCAACACAAACUUUAAAGGCGUAAACAAUGUGUUCUCGUUAAGAAACAAAAAUAAAAAAACAAAAAAUAAAAAAGACAUGUACGAAAAAAAAGGAAAUACUAAGUAUCAUGAGCCUCAAAAUGUUGAUACAAAUAUGUUUGAAAGAAACGUUGAACCCUUUAAUUUGAUUAAUUUUGAAGGUCACAGCAAGGUGAAACCUUUGCAAAAUACAUGUUCUGAAGGGGAAAUGUGCACCAUAUACUCAAAUUUACAAAAUACUAAUACACAUAGAGCAAUUAGAAAAUUAGAGCAUUUUGAUUACUUAAUGUACAACGUAAUUAAAAAUGAACAGGAGAAAAAAUCACAGCUGAAAAAAAAUAUAGAAUCCAAAAACAAUAUUAUAAUUGUAAAUAACCUGUAUUCCAAUAGAACGCAAAUGGUAGAUAACAGAACACUUAAUCUUGUUCAGAUUAAUAAAAACAUUGUAAAUUCAGAAAGGAUACGUGAAGAAAAUAAUAGAAAAUUGCAAGAUUCUAAAUGUUCACUGAUAGAAAAUGAUAAUGUAAUGAACCAAAUUAAAAUGUCUAAUGGUUAUAAUGCGAAAAAGGAUAGAAAAUCAUCUGCGAAAUCAGGCAAGGAAGAUGAUUUACUUGUUGAUUAUGAAAAUGGGCUAAGGAAAGAACAAUCUUUGUCUAUAAUAGAUGCUCAUAAAAAAACCGUAGCAGGAGGUAUAAAAGGAAACACUGAUCAAUAUAGUGCUUUAGGACAACAUGACAUUUUUGAUGAUAUAGAUCCUUUAAUUAAUGAAAAGAUAAAAAAAAGGAAAAAAAAAAAUACAGGGACUUGCUUUUUUAGCCUAAACAAUUUUUCUUGUCAUUUCCUCAUGACAUGUGAUAAGACAUAA